This is a messenger RNA of Symphalangus syndactylus (siamang), 4108 nucleotides long. It is a transcript of the gene TMEM268, whose product is annotated as transmembrane protein 268. NCBI's taxonomy places the organism in Eukaryota, Metazoa, Chordata, Mammalia, Primates, Hylobatidae. The record is from RefSeq and is a predicted model, not a curated record.
UGAAGUAGCUAUAAUUAUCUGCUUUUUACAGAAAACGAAGGCACAGAGAGGUUAAAUAAUUUACCAAAGAUGAUAAUAAGUGGAGAGACCCGAAUCACAGCCUAGACAGUCUGACCUCAAACCAAUGCUCUUAGUAAUACAGCACAUACACAAUUUUCCAUUAGAAACAAGUCCCCGGCCAGGUGCGGUGGCUCACGCCUGUAAUCCCAACACUUCGGGAGGCCCAGGCGAGAGGAUCGCUUGAGGUCAGGAAUUCGACAGCAGCCUGGGCAACACGGCGAGACCCCCGACUCUAAAAACAACGACAAAACCAACCAAACAAAAUCCAAACCCAAGUCCCCAAUAAACUUCUGGUCUCAAAUACUGCCUCAUCCACGGGUUCCGUGACUGUGUGUGAGGGGGCUGGACCUCCGGAGUAAGCCGCUCCUUUACAGUGAGGAGACGGCGGGCACCCGUGCCCCAAGAUGCCGUGCACGUGGUCGGCUCCGCGCGGAGGCUCCUUCCGGCGUCCCGGGGGGCGCUCGGCUGAUGAAACGCGGCCUCCAGCUUCGCUCCGCCGCGGGCCCGGGAGGCGCGUUCCCUCUUGGCCCCAAAGCGAGCCCGGCAGCUGGCUCCUCUGGGUUGGGCGACCGAGCGGGGCCGGCCGGGCCGGGGGCGGGCCCGGGAAGGCGGCGCCGCGCGGCGCGGGAGGCAGGCGGGGCGCGGGGCUGCGGUGCCCAGAGGCUGCGGCACCGGGGGCUCUACGCCCCCGACCUUCCGCGUCCCGGGGUGGCGGCGGCUGCGGCGGCGGAGCGGGCGAGCUCCACAAUGGCCAGGUCCUCACUGUUCUCCGGAUUGACAAUACCUGUGCACCCAUCUCCUUCGACCUGGGAGCUGCAGAAGAGCAACUGCAAACCUGGGGCAUCCAGCAGGUCCCGGCCGACCAGUACAGGAGCUUGGCUGAGAGUGCCCUCUUGGAGCCCCAAGUGAGAAGAUAUAUCAUCUACAACUCGAGGCCUAUGCGGCUGGCCUUUGCUGUGGUUUUCUAUGUGGUGGUGUGGGCCAAUAUCUACUCUACCAGUCAGAUGUUUGCCUUGGGGAACCACUGGGCUGGCAUGCUGCUCGUGACCCUGGCCGCGGUGAGCCUGACCUUGACUCUUGUGCUGGUCUUUGAAAGACACCAGAAGAAGGCCAACAGCAACACGGACCUGAGGCUGGCAGCUGCCAAUGGAGCCCUCCUGAGACACCGGGUGCUGCUGGGGGUGACAGACACAGUGGAAGGAUGCCAGAGUGUGAUUCAGCUUUGGUUUGUCUACUUCGACCUGGAGAACUGUGUGCAGUUUUUGUCUGAUCAUGUUCAAGAAAUGAAGACUAGCCAAGAGUCCUUGCUGAGAAGCAGAUUGAGCCAGUUGUGCGUUGUCAUGGAGACUGGGGUGAGCCCUGCAACAGCGGAGGGGCCUGAGAACUUGGAGGAUGCUCCUCUCCUGCCAGGCAAUUCUUGUCCUAACGAGAGGCCACUCAUGCAGACUGAGCUUCAUCAGCUUGUUCCUGAGGCUGAGCCGGAGGAAAUGGCCCGCCAGCUGCUGGCAGUGUUUGGCGGCUACUACAUCCGGCUUCUAGUGACCUCCCAGCUCCCUCAGGCAAUGGGGACACGACACACGAACUCUCCGAGAAUUCCAUGCCCCUGCCAGCUCAUAGAAGCCUACAUCCUAGGCACAGGGUGCUGCCCGUUCCUGGCGAGGUGACCUAGGGAUGAAGGUACUCAUCUUCCUCCAAGACUGAGCAGUCAGGAAGGCUUCAGGAGCCCAAGAUGGCCAAUGGGGAGCCCCAGGUGAGGAGAGAAGCAUCUGGGGGCACUCCAAAAGGGGCCUGUGAUGUCAGCCACUGGGGUGUUGUGCUCACUCCAGGGCCCAGCACAAAAAUCCUUGUUUGACAUCUCAUGCUGACCCCCUGGCCAUUGCAGAAGCUGAUGGUUACAGAGCUAGUCCCACCAAAGCUACUCUCUCUGCUGCUUAGAACUGUGGACAUGUAUGGAAGGACUGGACCCCCAUUGCUUUCGUUGUUCAGAGAGCCCAGGAGACAUGAAGAUGACCAAACUGGGCAAAUUAUGUGUCCAAAACUUGACCUCAGAUGAUGUUUCCAUCUCCAACCCCUUCAUGCCAGAUGGGGAAACUGAGGCUCAGAGAGGAUACUGCUCUAUGUGGCAUUGCCUUGAACCCCUAAAAUUAUCAGACUGCCUUUUUCCAAUAUAAAGAAAAAAAGUAAGUUUUCAGAAUUCUCUCAAUUUUUUAAGUUUUUCUCCCCCAUAUUUUGUGAAAAGCAGUGGUACGUGUACAUGUUGUCUACCAGUACACAGGCUACAGAAGACAGAGACAGAAGAAAGAGAUGAAGGGCAGAUAACUGUUGAUAGGAAUAUUUGAGAAAGAUUGGUCCUGUUUGAUUUGAGGACUUACUUGGUUCACAGGCAUGCACGCUUGUGGUUGUGGUUUUAUAUUACAGAUGUAGAACAACGGUUAUGUUUCCCGACACGAACAUUGUCCUGGAAUGAAGUGUGAUCAGCCACUUGUGGAAUUCUGUGAAGAGCUCAGAGGCUUCCAAGUGAUCUGCUCCUGAACAAGUUUGAAGACCUAUUGUUUCAUAGACCCAAGUCCAAACGCCCUGACCUGGCAUCUGAAGGAUCCCCAGCCCCCAAGAUCUAGCCUUCAUCUACGAUUUUGGCUUCAUCUCCCACAAAACCCCUUUAUGAGUUGAUGCUCUUUCCUGGACUGACAUACCUAUUCCUUUCCAUUUGUUGGACUCCUAUUCAUGCUUCAAAAUCCAGCUUUCUUAGUCUCUUCUUUAGGAAGCCUUCCCACACAGCCAACCCUGCUGCUCUCUGCCUCCUUUAAAUUCCUGAUACAGCUGCUGCUUGUUCUGACGUUUUAUGGUAUUGAUUCUGUUUUCCUGUGUAUAUGCCAGUUUUUCUAGCUAGACUGUAAGCUCCUUAAGGACAGAGACUACACCUUGUAUGUUUUGUGCAUGACCUGGACCUGCUAAGAAAAAAAAAAUCCCAUGGAUUGAUUGCUUUGCCAUCCCCACAGCAGCUUUUGCAAAUUGCUGUCCAAACUCACUUGAAUGAUGACAUUGCUAUGGACCUGGGUUCUGGACCUGAUCUGCCACUUCAAGCUGUGUAAUUUUUGGCAAGUUGCUUUCUUUGUCUGGUCCUCAGUUUGCCCAUCUAUAUAAUGGGUGGAUUGGAUGAUUUUUUUUUUUUUUUUUAAUUGAGACGGAGUCUCGCACUGUCACCCAGGCUGGAGUGCAGUGGCACGAUCUUGGCUCACUGCAACCUCUGCCGCCUGGGUUUAAGUGAUUCUCAUGCCUCAGCCUCCCAAGUAGCUGGGACUACAGGUGUGCACCACUACGCCUGGAUAAUUUUUUGUAUUUUUAGUAGAGAUGGGGUUUCGCCAUGUUGGCCAGGCUGGUCUUGAACUCCUGACCUCAGGUUAUCCGCCCGCCUCGGCCUCCCAAAGUGCUGGCAUUACAGACGUGAGGCACCACAACCGGCCUGGAUGAUUCUUAAGGGCCCUUCUAGGACCAAAGUGCUGGAAAUUUCUAGCUUAUUCUGCCCCCUUGUAGCCCUUGGCCUGUCUAUCCACAUGCAGAAACAUCUGGCAACCCCACAUGGCUGAGAUGACCUGGGCCUAGGACACCCUUGGACAGAAGACUGGCCUACUUAGCAGACCUGGAUUUUUCUUCCUGAUCUGCUGCUUCCAAGUUGUGUGACCUUGGCUAAGUCACUUAACCUUUCUGAUUGUCAUUUCACUUUUUAAUAAAGUGGAUCUGGUGAACAAGAAAUGUAAUAAACACGUGGCUUGCCAUUCAAGAGAUGAGUCUGACCAUUCACUUUCUGUGUGCCAGAGAAGAGAGAUCAUGGGUAUAGACCAGCCCCUGGAAAGGCUGCUUUGGUCAAGGCUGAGAGCAGCUUUGCUCAAGGAAAUUAUUCACGAAGGUGACCACUGUCUUUCUGACCUGGCACAGAGGAAAUGUUGGCUGUGAAUGUGACCAAUACAAAGAAGCCCGUAUUUCUCAGUUAGUCCUAGAACCCCGGUAAGUAAUUAACAGAAUAAAAAUGUGUUUGUUAAAUGACAAA